Owenia fusiformis is the source of this 1039-nucleotide messenger RNA. The record is from the annotation of a GenBank genome assembly. NCBI's taxonomy places the organism in Eukaryota, Metazoa, Annelida, Polychaeta, Sabellida, Oweniidae.
UACAUUUAAAGGUAGAGGUCAACCAAUAAGGUAUUUGCUAGCAGAUAAUGAUAUUCCUCAUGAAGAUUCCAUCAUACAAGGUUUUUCUGAAGCUGCUGCAGCUGAUGCUAAAGUAAAUCCGCUUACACUGGAUAAAAUCUUUAGUGAUUCAUUUGAUAAAGAUUAUAGCUACACUGAAGAAUGGAAAAAACUCAAAUCUGAGGUGCCAUUCAAUGUGUUACCUGUGCUCAAGACCCCAGAGGGCCCAGUGAUAUCACAGACCAAUGCCAUCUUGCGCUAUCUGGCCAGGAAGUAUGACCUGUAUGGUACAACUGAAGAUGAUGUUACCCAGAUAGAUAUUCUAAUUGAGCAUGAGAGCGAAGGGAGGGAGCAGAUAUAUGUUAGGGGUUAUAGUGACUAUCAUGCUACCCAGAGAGAAAAGCUGGUGAGGUUCAUCCUCCCAGAUAACCUCAGACCUCUGGAGAAUGAACUGAAGAAAAAUAAUGGUGGAACAGGAUUUCUAGUGGGAGACAAGAUUUCCUUUGCUGAUUACAAAAUAGCCGACUUCCUAGACACAUGUCUGGCAGUAGAUUCGACAAUCCUUGAUCCAUACCCUCUGUUGAAGGCCUAUCUGGAGAGAAUUCUUUUAAGACCAAAGAUAGCAGAGUUGAGAGGAAAGGAACCAUAUAAGUCGAUGACCUUCCUUGGUUGCAGAAUUAUCUAAUCUGGCAAGGAUUCCAAUGUAAACAAUACAUGACUUAUUUCUCAUGCUUUUGAUUGAACAUUUUAGAAACAUUUGAACUUCCUGCCAUUUAAGCAACAAAAGAUUAGAUUUAAUGAAUAUAAAGUAUAACAAUAUAAACUGUUAUCUAUUGGAUACUGUAAAUUGCUUUAAUUUGACGGCCGUUUUAAUUUGGCUAAUUAAGCGGAUAGAUAAGAACUACCAAAUUAAGUCUCCCCCAAUUUUUUGAAAAAGUCCCCGGGACCUUAAGUCUCAUUGAGAAUUCUUUCAAUAUUUUAAUUGUAACCUCAUUUUUUACAUUUUAGCUCAUAUAUGAAG